CAGGCCUUAUAUUGCUGACGGAGCUGGGGUGGCCAAAAAAAGCCUGGAGCGCAAGCCAGCAGUGGAAGGAAGAGAGGGGAGCAAGCAGGAUCGCUACUGAAAUGGCCACCAAACUUGUGGAUCUGGUGUAUUGGCGUAACUUGAGGAAGACCGGCGUGGUGUUCACGGGGCUGGUGAUGGGUCUGGCCAGCCUCUUCCAGCUCAGCGCCAUCACCGUGCUCUCCCACAUCUGUCUGGGCAUCAUGUGCCUCACCUUCCCCCUCCGUCUUUACUACAAACUGCUGGAGCUGCUGCGCUGGAACCCCGGCGUCCAUCCCUUUCAGUCGUACCUGGAUCAUGACAGCUCUCUGACGGAUAAGGAGACGGUGAUGCUGGUAGAGGAGGUGGUGCUGCUGAUCGCAUUCGCUGUCACAGAGAUCAAACGGCUUCUUUUCAUCGACAGCUUGGUUGACUCUAUUAAGUUUGUCGUGCUCUUGUAUCUGCUGACGUACGUCGGCGUCCAGAUCAACGGGCUGACUCUGGUGAUAACUGCUGUGAUUGCUGUUUUCUCUUUUCCUCUGUUGUACAAAAAGCAACAGGUGCGGAUAAGACGGUUGGUCAGAGCGAUCAGAGCUUUUGUAAAGAAAAUCAGAAAUAUGUGCCUCAGCUUGUAUGAAUCAGUGAGACCCUCUGGGGCUCCUGAACCUGCCCCUAAGCCUGUCGUUGCUGCCGCCUCCAAACAGAAAGCCAAGUCCAAGUAACUUGUUGGUCACAUGUUUGAAAGCACCCAGGAUCUGGGAUUUGGAAAAUGUUUGAAUGGUACAUCCUCUGUGGGGCCGCUGGAGGGGCAGCUCAUUUCCAUUUCUCCACCAUGAUGUUUGUUUAUGGGAGCAAGAUUUAAUUGAUCCUGACAGUUGAAACAAAGCUGCCAUUCACUCAAGGAGAGGCGGGGGAAUUUUAUUUACUGAGAUGCUCUCUGUGGGCAGUGUUUAAUAUAACCAGUUCACACAGUCAUCUUCUGCAAGUGGGGCCGGCACAGAAUAUCACUGUUUUUUCUUCGAUAACAAGUCUAUUUUUACAUAACUAGUGAGCACUGUGUUCCUGUUGGACUGCAGAAUUAUUCAUCACCAAAAACUGAAGCAUUAUUGCUGCUUUCAUUAUUUAGCAUCCUUCAGUGUUGGCUGGUUAGAAUAAAACUGACAUGAACAUCAUUUUCCAUUAAUCAGUAUUAACAGUGUUGUUCAAGUAUUAGGAAACGCUUUCUAAGCAGCAGCUACUUACAACUUUUAUGAGGCUCAUAGGAGAAAUUGUCCUCUGCUCUUCGUGUUAAUCGCAUUUAAUUAGGAACAAACAGUGACUUCAUAAUGCUCUUAGAGCAGUUUGCUGAUUAAAAGUACAAAGAGUAACAAUAAAAUGACUCUUAACAAGUGAGAGGAACCUUGAUUGUCCUCAGCAAUCCACCAGAAUUAUGACUGAUUAAUGGACCGGAGACACAUUUUUAAAUUUUUAGAUAAGAGUCUUUGCUUCUGCUUUAACAGUUUAGCCGUUAAAUUAAACCUACAGUAACGUUGUUGGCCACUAGCGAGCAGUGGUGACAAGCUGAAUAAUAAUGCUGCUAUAGACUGUAUAUAAAGGGCGGUUGUAGUAACUGUGGCAUUACCAAUUGGUUUAUGAAUUACUCUUUUGAAGACUCCAGCAUCCUGUCAAUCACAAAGUAGCCACACUUUGAAGUACUCUGCUUUAUUGUCUAUUUUUCUCUAAAUGGGACCACAAUUUACAAAAUUAACAUCAUGCUAUACUGAAGAAGACAUGAAACUAGCGAUUGACUCGACUUAUUAUGAAACUGUUUGCUUAGCUAAUUUAUGAGUUGACAAGUAGGGUUAUUUUCUCAGACUUCUAUACAAUUGAACUGGUUUUGUAACUAGAGGAGUUGCCCCCUGCUGGUCUUUAGAAAAAGUGCAGUUUUAUAUCACCUCCACAUUAGUCUGACAUUUCACCUAAACUUUUUCAAUUUUCCUUUGAGUACGGGAAUCAUAAAUUCACACAUUGACAUUUUUAUGCUUUGCUAAAGCCGUGCAAUAAGGCAGACCAGCUCUUUUUUCCAAUGAAUUAUCCAUUUUAAUGACAGUGCUCAGCUCCCUAUAUUCACCAAAACAAUUCCACCAUCUCCAUUUUGCAAGGGGCAUCAUCACUGUAUCCUGGGCUGAGCAACGUCCAAGAUGAUUGUGACUGGUUUAGAGAAAUACAAGCCAAAGCGUCAUUUCCUCUGUAACAGCAUGAUAAUGAGAUGCAGCCAGAUCAUUCUGACACAGACAGGCCUGGCUGUGUGAGACUACUUUGGCAUUAGCUUCACUCUUCAAACACAGAGGCUACAUCCAUGUUUUAUAUACAGUCUGACUGAUAUAUCAUCAAGUUUAUAAUUUAAUAUGGAAAAUCUUUUAGCAAAUAUUUGCCUAUUUAGUAAAUGUUGGUUCAAUAUUCUCUCAUUUUUUUGCUCUGUUUUUGGUCUCCACCAGCACAUAAACAUCAGGCUUGCUGCCUGGGUAGUGUAGAGUUUCAAGCUUUUAUAACAUUUUAGUUGAAAACGGCUGUUUGCUAUGCCUGAACACGUCACAAUACUGGUGACGCAAAACAGGUAAAGUUUCAGGUUGUAAAACACACACAAAAAAAAACAGCAGAUUAGAUUUGUCAGUUUGUGUGACUCCUUUCACAGAUAAACAUGUGAUCCAUUAUUAUUAUUCUAAAAUACUGAGUGUAGCCAAAAGAACAAGAGAAAAAUUUGAAGUCGUCAUUGUGUUUGCAUUAAUUUGCUCCUCUAUUUGUCCCAGUUUCUUCUCUUAGUUCUAACUCACUAAACUAACUACAUAAUUAACCAUUCUAAUAAGGACACAGCACCUCCACUCUGCUGGAUAAUUGUGUGAACUAGAUACAUCAUAAACUGCCUUCGGAGGACAUUUCAGUGGAUACAACUGUAUUAUACUCCUUUGCAAGAUAUUCACUGUUACUGUCAGACAUUAGACCAAAAGCCAGAUAGUUUUACGUAAAAGAAGGGGUCAGUGGAGUCAUCUGGUGAGGACGUGUCUCGCUUUCAAAAAAACAAGCAGAUAAAGCAGCAUCGCAACAUGCCGCUGACAGGUCGUGAAGAGAAAAGAGCUCGAGGGGCAGUUUGACAAUGAGAUGGAGGUCACUGGUAAAUACAAAGACAUCUGCUUAAGGAAGACAUUAAGUUCCAUUCCUAUUCCACCUCCAGGGCAGAAAUAUCAUGGAAAUAUCAACAUGCUGAAGUUACAAUAAUGGCAUCAAGAACUUUCUCUUUGAUAUAUUUGUCAGUUGUGCUCAUUUAAUACUUCCAGUGAGGAUCUGUUGGUUGCACAACUCCAUGUCUACAUUUUCCAAAUCAGCCAAACAAUUCAAGAAUGCGGCUGAAGGUUGUUUCCAAAAAUAACCGACCAAUCUCUGUAAAAUUACCCAGAGCACCUCAUUAAGUGAAAAAACACUUUCACUGCAGUGCAACAGGAAAAAUUUUCUCAUCGUUUUCCAACAGCGUUGAAGAACACUUAGACUGAUAGGUCAACUUGACUGAGUUUACGAUGAACCUUUGACCUCAUAAAGAACGCUUCAGUUGUGAUCUGACGUGGAGAGAUGCUCUUGUUAACUUGCAGUGUGCCAUCUGUACAUUUUUACUCUUCGCAAACUGUAACUUCAAGUGAAAGACCAACAAGGAACAGGAGAAAAAACAGUUACAUGAGGAUGAAGAGACAAAAAUUGUGGGUAACUUUCCCUUUAUUAUGACAACAAGCUGCUAAACCUGAGCCAGUAAACUGUGAGGAAGUUAUUUCAGUGCAGCUGUUUAGCCUCCUGUUAGCAUGUCAGAUCAAUGUCCUCUGUUUCAGAUCUUAAAACAAUGCUGCACUCAUACUAACAUGUCUUAAUGAGCUGAAGUGUUACAUAUACAAAACACAUUUUCUUACCUGCAUCUGGUGAUGUUGCAUUGGUUACCUACAUCUGCAGACAGUUCUGCUUUUGCCGUCUAUGUAUUAUUUCUGUUUGCUGCUGGAUUUAUCCCUUUAACAUGUACAUUUUCUACGCUCUUAAUGCCGCAAACAAAUUUCCAUUCAUCCAAAAAUCCAUUCACCUCCUUCAUCAUACAGGGACGGCAGCAAAAUUUGGACAUGCAAAACAAAAACUAUCUGCUAGAUUUAAAAAAACAACAACAAACAAAAAAAAGCCUCUCAACCAUUUAAGGAUGCACCAGUGCAACAGCUUAUUGUGGUACCACCUGAUGUCACUUUGUACAAUUACAAUCAGCACAAUAUCAGUUUUACUGCCUGUUUUUGGCCGUUAUUUUCCUCGACAUCAUUUAAUCUUUAUGCAACUGUCAAAUGCACAACAUCAAAACAUUAUUAUAGUCUUGCCAACUGCCUAAAGCUGGGCAUCAACCACUACAGUUGUCAUUUUUAUAUUUUGUUUUAGGUUUACUCAGAUUUCUAGAGGUAUUUAUUGUUUUUAUUGUUAUUUCCUAUUGUAACUUUGCUCCCCAAUAAAAAGUUAUUUACUACAAAGCAAAGUGAA
Molecule: messenger RNA, 4551 nt
Organism: Amphiprion ocellaris (clown anemonefish)
Lineage: Eukaryota; Metazoa; Chordata; Actinopteri; Pomacentridae
Gene: rtn2b
Product: reticulon 2b
Exons: 7
Coding region: 102-740 (212 amino acids)
Source: RefSeq, a predicted model, not a curated record